Messenger RNA from Pseudomassariella vexata, 2039 nucleotides. Its product is annotated as PCI domain-containing protein. The record is from RefSeq and is a predicted model, not a curated record. The coding region runs from base 133 to 1953 and encodes 606 amino acids. Gene Ontology annotation, cellular component: proteasome complex; proteasome regulatory particle, lid subcomplex. Gene Ontology annotation, molecular function: enzyme regulator activity. The transcript is spliced from 2 exons. Lineage: Eukaryota; Fungi; Ascomycota; Sordariomycetes; Amphisphaeriales; Pseudomassariaceae. Gene Ontology annotation, biological process: ubiquitin-dependent protein catabolic process; regulation of protein catabolic process.
AGUCGCCUCGUUACCUUCAACCAUUACUCACCCAUCCGCAUCCGGCGACAUCAUCAAAAGCUCACCCAACCGGACUCCCAUCACCAUCUCACUCCAACUCAGUCGACUCUUUCGAUUCAUCACAUUGCCGACAUGCCUGGCAAAACGCCUAACGGUAAAGAGCCCGUCGAGAACGGCAUCAGAAACAACCAGGAUGUCGACAUGACGGACGAGAAGUCAUCGCUGAAGGGCAAGGGCAAGAAGGGCGUCAAGGAGGGCGAGGAUAUGACCGUCGUCGUGCCCCCGUCGAAAACCACAAAGCAAUCGUCGGCACCACCGCCCGCUGAUACUGAUGGAGACGUAGAUAUGGAUGAUUCCGAUAAGGUCGAGGAUGUCGAAGUCAAGGUUGACCCCGUCACUCAGGCCAUCUCAGACGUCAAGAGCAAUUUCGCCCUCCUCGACCGUGCCGUAGCUCUGUUCGACGCCAGAUUUUCGCUGCGGGCCCUUCGAUCAAUCUCAUCUCUCCGCAAACGCCUCACCCCAGACAUCCUCUCGCAGGCUAUCGCCGAGUCAUACCCUGCUACGACGUCGUCCGCAAAUGUCGCUAGACAUUUGUUGGCUGCCAUUGGACGGGAAGAUGUGACGCUAGGCCAACAAUCUAGUGCAGAGAUGGAGGUGGACAGCGAGCCCAAAGUACCGGCCAAGAAUGGAAACAAGAAGGAGAAGGAGGUCAAGGAGAUAAUUCCCGAGAUUGACAUUUUCCUGGGUAUCCUGAUCCAAGUUCACCUGUUUGAUUCCAAACAAUACCAAAAAGGUGCCAACUUCUCAAAAUACCUCUCGGACCGUAUCCAUGCUCUCAACCGGCGAACACUGGAUCCCCUCUCUGCCAAGGUUUACUUCUACUACUCGUUGUUCUGUGAGCAGCUCGCUCCGCUUCCGCCGUCUCCGCAGUCCCCCAUCGUCGCUAUCCGACCGACAUUACUCGCCGCGCUCCGGACUGCCGUCCUGCGCAAGGAUAUCGAUACGCAGGCCUCGGUGAUUGUCCUGCUUCUGCGGAGUUACCUGCUCACCUCGCACAUCUCCCAAGCCGAUCUUCUCGUAUCCCACACGCAAUUCCCUGAGAAUGCUGCAAACAACCAAGUCGCACGCUUUCUGUACUACCUUGGUCGCAUUCGGGCGAUUCAGCUGCGUUAUACCGAGGCACACGAGCACCUGACGGCUGCCACUCGUAAGGCACCCGCAAGUUCAUGUGCCCUUGGUUUUGCGCAGACCGCCACCAAGGUUCUGCUGGUGGUCGAGCUGCUCAUGGGCGACAUCCCCGAGCGGGCUACCUUCCGUGCCGCCACCAUGGAGCAAGCACUACACCCAUACUUCCUACUCGUGCAAGCGGUCCGAGUCGGUAACUUGGAGGACUUCGAGACGACACUGGCCGAACACGUCGACACUUUCAAGCGCGACGGCACGUACACCCUGAUCCUACGCCUUCGACAAAACGUCAUUAAGACCGGUAUCCGAAUGAUGAGCUUGAGCUACAGCAGGAUCUCCCUCCGAGAUAUCUGCAUCCGUCUGCACCUUGGUAGCGAGGAGAGUGCUGAGUACAUUGUGGCCAAGGCUAUUCGGGAUGGCGUCAUUGAGGCCACUCUCGAUCGCGAAAAGGGCUUUAUGAAGAGCAAGGAGGUUGGCGACGUCUACGCUACCCGUGAGCCAGGCGAGGCAUUCCACGACCGCAUCCGAGCCUGCCUCGCGCUGCAUGAUGAGAGCGUCAAGGUAUGUGAUUCUACAUUUAUGCCUGGCUUCUUUGAUUGCAUAACUAACUUGUCGUUUCCGCAGGCCAUGCGUUUCCCCAUGAACCAACACCGUCUAGAGCUCAAGAAUGCCCAGGAAGCACGCGAGCGAGAGCGUGAGAUGGCCAAGGAGAUACAAGAGGGUGACCUGGACGACGACGACCUGGGUGGAGACUUCGAGGGCAUGUAAACUACCGAGCCGGGCUUUGUACUUGUGGGAAUAACGGAGUGGCCUCUAAUCAGCGUUGCAUUUCCGUCCGGACGCCUGCAAGGGCC